Molecule: messenger RNA, 1230 nt
Organism: Clonostachys byssicola
Lineage: Eukaryota; Fungi; Ascomycota; Sordariomycetes; Hypocreales; Bionectriaceae
Source: the annotation of a GenBank genome assembly
AUGAAGCUCUCUAUGAUCUUCGCAUUCGCGGCUGGCGCUCUCGCCAUGCCUACUGUCAAUAUUUUGACCAGCCACAGUUCGGAACCUCUGAAGGACAGCGAGACCGCCCUUGUCGACUACUACAUCUUCAACCUGACCGUGCCUGAAUUCCUCGCCAAACGCGAUGCCAAAGACCCUCCCUCUCUGAACUGGACCAGCGAUGGCUGCAACGACGGCCUACCCAAUCCCUUCAACUUUGACUUCACGCCCGGCUGCCAGCGUCAUGAUUUCGGCUACGCAAACUACCGAAAGCAGGGUCGCUUCGAUGCCGACGGAAAAAAGAAGAUCGACGAGCGUCUCCUGGUUGAUCUGAGAAACCAGUGCAACAAGGAUAAUCUUGGAUGGAGCAAUGUCGGUUGCAAAGGUCUUGCGGAGGCCUACUUCUUUUUCUACCGUUCGAAUGAGUUUGGCGGCGGCGACGAUGCUACAGGAAACAGAAAUCCGGGACGUGGAGGAAAGUCGCCAAAGGAAGUAAGAGAAGUGAAGCCACAGGAAGAGGAGGUGAAGGAAAAGGAAGCAAAGGAAAAGGAAGUAAAGGAAAAGGAUGCAAUCGCAACGGGAGUAAAGGAAAAGGAAGUAAUCGAAAAGGGUAAAAAGGCAAAAGCAGAAAGGGAAAAGAAAGCACAGGAAGAGGAGGAUAAGGAGAAGGAAGAAAAGAAAAAGGAAGCAAAGGAAAAGAAGGAAAAGAAGAAGGAAGCAAAGAAGAAGAAAGCAGAGGAGAAGAAAGCAAAAGAGAAGGAAGCAAAGGCAAAGGAGGAGAAGGAGGUAAAGGAAAAGGAGGCAAAGGAAAUUGCAGCAAAGGAAAAGGAGUUUAAUAGACAGAUAAACAGGGCUGAAGAAAGGGUAAAGGAGGUUAAACAAGAAAUAGAGGAGGAAAAGGAGAAGGAAGCAAAGAAAAAGAAAGCAAAGGAGGAGAAGGAGAAGGAGAAGGAAGCAAAGGAGAAGGAAGCAAAGGAGGAGGAAGCGAAAGAGAAGGAGGCAAAGGAAAAUAAGGCAAAGGAGGCAAAGGAAAUUGCAGCAAAGGAGGCAAAGGAAAAGGAGGCAAAGGAAAUUACAGCAAAGGAAAAGGAGGCUAAUAGAAAGAUAAACAGGGCUGAAGACAGGGUAAAGGAGAUUAAACAAGAAAUAGAGGAGGAAAAGGAAAAUGAGAGAAGGAAAAAGGAGGUUAUGAAACAAAAAAUGGAUGAGUGA